AUGGGAAAUUACCAUCUAGUUUGUAGUGCUACACUGCUACUUGCAAGUCUUAAGUAUCUGUCUCCAUAGUAACGUCAUCAACAACUUAGGUAACAUAACUAAAGUCUACUGUACCUAUGAAAGUUAGUCAGUGUGUUAGUGCUUAUUAAUGGCUUCUGAGGACCAAGGUUUGCAGAACAGAGCUCUGGUGACCAGCUCAGGGAAAAGGAAGGAGAAACUCCAUCACAGUGUAGUGGCAAGGCCAGUCCACCUCAGCCCUGCAGUAUCUACAGAUACCAAUGGAACAGUGGCAGUUCCCAAGUGGAUACACAGUCACACACAGAGGCCUGGACAAAAGGUCAAGGACCUCAUCGGCCCUGAGAGAGAGGCAGCACUGAAAGCUAUACAGACAGGUGUGUAUGUGGGCUGGAGAUGUCCAGACUUGACCUGGGAUUGUUUUAGAGUGGGUGACUCCUCCAUGUGCUUCUGUGGACAUCACCUGUAUGAGCAUGGGAAAUACACAGGCUCCAGUGUGCGUGUGCCCUGCUUGGUCCCGUCCUGUAGCUGCGGGGCCUUUGCCUUCAUGCCGUCCCGUCCAGAAGAGGUGGGGGAGCCGUGGGUUAGAGGGAGACCUGGGUUUGACUCCCAGGUCUGGAGGGCCCUCUGUCGGUGCAAACACCCCCACCAGCAACACUCUCCCAGGGCAGGACACUCCUGCAGGAUGGGAGAACCGUUUUGCAGUAGGAAGAUGGACGAGGGAAAGCCAGCGGAGGGAAAGGAAGAUCUCACUAAACUGCAGUAUUACUAUGAUGAGGGGGCAGGCAUCUGCUUUCCUUUCAUCUACAAAGGACUGGAAGGGAAUGAGAACCGCUUCAACACAGACAGGACGUGCAUGGAGGCCUGCUCUGCCAAGUUUGAUGAGCUCUACCCACCUGCAGGUGCAGUGUGUGACCUUCGAUUAGACCAUGGCAGUUGCUUUGCCAUGUUGUUGAUGUACUACUACAACGCAGCAGAGGGAACCUGCCGUAUCUUCCACUACGGGGGCUGUCAGGGCAAUGGCAACCGUUUCGAGACCAGAGAGCACUGUCAACAGACAUGCAUGGCCAAAGGAGCCAGGGGUGGUGCUGCUGCAGAGCCAGGAGCUAACCCAGAUGAGAGUUCCACUAAUGCAGGACUGAUCGUGGCUAUUUUAGGAGGAGUUGUGUUCACCGUGGCAGUGAUCUCUGCUAUUGUUCUCUUUGUUGUCCAAAGGAAAGGGACAUCAAGCAAAGAUGGGAGAGAGAAGGAACUAUCUAUUGAGAUGUCCUAGAGAUGUAUUACCCUCGACACCAUUUUCAAAUUUCUUUUUUGUUUAGGAUUUCAUUUACAUUUGUUAGGAAUUAAAAUGUUGUACUCCAUUUAGGUUGAAUAAAAAAGGAAAAUGUA
Molecule: messenger RNA, 1404 nt
Organism: Oncorhynchus keta (chum salmon)
Lineage: Eukaryota; Metazoa; Chordata; Actinopteri; Salmoniformes; Salmonidae
Exons: 10
Coding region: 149-1288 (379 amino acids)
Molecular function (GO): serine-type endopeptidase inhibitor activity
Source: RefSeq, a predicted model, not a curated record